AUGCCUGAAUCUACCAAACAUUCACACAUUUCAUUAGACCAUGAAGCUAUGAAUGACCCUCCAAAGGGUUUUUUCGAAAGAUCUAAAACUAAGCCAAACUUGGCUGAUUUUGCCACAUAUCAAAAAAUGUAUAAGCAAUCAAUCGAAAAUCCCAAUGAAUUCUUUGGCGAACAAGCAAAACAAUUCUUGGACUGGUAUAAACCAUUCGACUUGGCCAGACUUCCUGCUUCUAGUGAAGAUGAUUUCAAGAAUGGUGAUUUGCCAGCGUGGUUUGUCAAUGGUGAAUUGAAUGCUUGUUAUAAUGCAGUUGAUAGAUGGGCUAUCAAGAACCCCAACAAGCCUGCUAUUAUUUACGAAGCCGAUGAGGUCAAUGAAGGUAGAAUCAUCACUUAUGGGGAGUUAUUGAAAGAAGUUAGUAAAUUAGCCCAAGCUUUGGUUAAAUUGGGGGUUAAAAAGGGUGAUUCAGUGGCUGUUUACUUGCCAAUGAUCCCCGAAGCUAUUGUUACCUUGUUGGCUAUUGUUCGUAUUGGUGCCGUUCAUUCAGUUGUGUUUGCUGGAUUUUCUAGUGCUUCUUUAAGAGACAGAAUUUUGGAUGCUGAUUCAAGAAUUGUUAUUACUGCUGAUGAAUCCAAGAGAGGUGGUAAAACUAUUGAAACAAAGAGAAUUGUUGAUGAUGCUUUAAAGGAAUGUCCCGAUGUUAGAAAUGUCAUUGUUUUCAAGAGAACGGGAAACUCACAUGUGCCUUUCACUAAAGGUAGAGACUUGUGGUGGCACGAAGAAUUGGCCAAAUAUGGAUCAUACUUCCCACCUACACCAGUCAAUUCUGAAGACCCAUUGUUUUUGUUGUAUACUUCAGGGUCUACUGGUAAACCAAAAGGUGUUCAACACACAACUGCAGGUUACUUGUUGGGAGCAUUGCUUACCACCAAGUAUGUAUUUGAUGUUCACGAAGAUGAUAUCUUGUUUACUGCUGGUGAUAUCGGUUGGAUUACAGGUCACACAUAUGUUGUUUAUGGACCAUUAUUGAAUGGUGCUACAUCAGUUGUGUUUGAAGGUACACCUGCAUACCCUAAUUUCUCAAGAUACUGGGAAAUUGUUGACAAGUACAAGGUUAACCAAUUCUAUGUUGCACCAACUGCUUUAAGAUUGUUGAAACGUGCUGGAACAAAGUUUGUUCAACCAUAUGAUUUAAGCUCAUUGAGAGUGUUGGGUUCAGUUGGUGAACCAAUUGCAUCUGAAGUAUGGCACUGGUACAAUGAUAACAUUGGUAGGGGCAAAGCCCACAUUGUUGAUACUUAUUGGCAAACCGAAUCUGGUUCACAUUUGUUGACUCCAUUGGCUGGGGUUACCCCAACCAAACCAGGUUCAGCAUCUUUGCCAUUCUUUGGUAUUGACCCAAAAAUUUUGGAUCCAACUACAGGCGAAGAAUUGAAUGGUAAUGAUGUUGAAGGUGUCUUGGCUGUUAAGUCGGCUUGGCCAUCAAUCACCAGAGGUAUCUUUAAUGACUACAAUAGAUUCAUCGACACUUAUUUGGCACCAUAUCCAAACCACUACUUCACUGGUGAUGGUGCUGCUCGUGACUUGGAUGGAUUCUAUUGGAUCUUGGGUAGAGUUGAUGAUGUUGUUAAUGUUAGUGGUCACAGAUUAUCUACUGCUGAAAUUGAAGCCGCAUUGAUUGAACACGAUUUGGUUGCCGAAAGUGCUGUUGUAGGGUACGCCGAUGACUUGACUGGUCAAGCUGUUGCUGCGUAUGUUUCAUUGAAAAAGGACAAAUUGGGUGAUAACGAAGACAUGGAUGCCAUUAAGAAGGAGUUGAUUUUAACCGUUCGUAAAGAAAUUGGACCUUUUGCUGCACCAAAAUUGAUUUUGUUGGUUGAUGAUUUGCCCAAGACGAGAUCAGGUAAGAUUAUGAGACGUAUUUUGCGUAAAGUUCUUGCUGGUGAAGCUGAUCAAUUGGGUGAUACUUCAACUUUGUCUAAUCCACAAGUUGUUCAACAAAUUAUUGAUGUUGUUGCUGAAGCGGUUAAAAAGUAA
Molecule: messenger RNA, 2034 nt
Organism: Lodderomyces parapsilosis
Lineage: Eukaryota; Fungi; Ascomycota; Pichiomycetes; Serinales; Debaryomycetaceae
Gene: ACS1
Product: acetate--CoA ligase 1
Exons: 1
Coding region: 1-2034 (677 amino acids)
Cellular component (GO): cytosol
Molecular function (GO): AMP binding; acetyl-CoA synthetase activity
Source: RefSeq, a predicted model, not a curated record